CGGCAGGGCAUUCACCAGAACCCUCGAUCGGUCACAAGCGAUGAUGCUGAAUCAAUCAAUACGUCUGGGUCUCCGUUCGUGUCCUUCGCGGAUCGCCCUAGUUGGACGGACAUCGGCGUUCGUCCCCCACGCCCAACAACACCUCCAUGUCCGCCAAAUAUCCUGGCUCCGGAAACUCAUCCCUGGCAAAUCCGCCGAACCCAAAUCCUCCUAUGUCAAGCCCGCAAAACCCUCCACAACCGAUGACGUCCCCGAAGCCGUCGUUCUCUACCGCGGUGACAUCGGCUCAAAAAUCGCUGGGUACAAAGCUGCCUCGACGUCAUUCCUGGUCGUCGGAUACCUCGCUGCUCCGGCGAUCUUAUUCACAGCACAGACCCCUAUGAGCGGGUUGUUGGCUAUGCUUGCAUCAUGUACUAUGCCGCUCCUGAUUUGUCACGCUUUUGGGUCUGCGUAUGUUAUGCGUGUAUCGGUUCUUCCCCCGGAUGACGCACGAAAGAACAGAAAGGCUUUCAACGCGUACAUGGCGGAGCCGGAGGGAGAUAUGCCCCUCGUAUUGGAAACUUUGGGGUUGUUCGGUCAGAUUAAGAAAACGGGUGUUAGGUUGAGUGAAUUGGAGCCGACGAAGAAGAGGUUCGCGACAUGGCAGAGGAAGAGUGACGGGAAGAAAUUUAUGGUGGAUAAGGAGGGUGGGGACCCGUCUAUGAAGUGGCUGCAUCAGUUUGUGGAGAAGAGUUCGGGGAAGCAGGUCAACGAGGAGACGAAGGAUCCGGAGCACAAGAAGGAGGAGAAGAAAUGAAGCAGUACUUGAGGUUGUUGAAGGUCAGAUAUUGUCGUUUUGGGAACGAAUUCAUUCGUGAGACCACGGAAACGGGCUGCCAAGAGAUUGAAUCAUAGAAUCGGAAAGCAUGUUGGAGACUUCCCUAGGUACAGUAACUUCCCAACCAGUUGACAAGAAAAGAUCUAGAUGCGUUCAAGCC
Messenger RNA from Saitoella complicata NRRL Y-17804, 977 nucleotides. RefSeq lists its product as uncharacterized. Bases 41 to 796 code for a protein of 251 amino acids. NCBI's taxonomy places the organism in Eukaryota, Fungi, Ascomycota, Saitoellomycetes, Saitoellales, Saitoellaceae. The transcript has a single exon. The record is from RefSeq and is a predicted model, not a curated record.